CCCCCUCCCUCCUCCCCCUCUCGCCCCCUCCCGGGACAGGCGGCCGUGGGGUGGGGAGUACAUAUUUUUUGGUGUCAAGUUCGUUGGCGGAAGUGAUGUUUAGGGGAGCCGCGUCCGCUCCACGUCCAAGUCCUUUCGUUCGCUGGGUCUCAUAAAGCAUCUCGCUUAGUGCAAUAAUUCCCGCGUUCGGGAAACACGCUCGGUUCGCUCACUGUCUCCUUCAGUCACUUGCAACAUUCUGUCUUUCCCACCCCUUUCCUUUUUACCCAUGUCUUUUCUUCCUUUCUCCACUGUUUUCAAUCAGUAAGGGCUCGAUCGCUUUGGCGUCCGCUCAUUGGUUCCUUGACCCAGGUAACGUCACGCUGUUUGUAGCGUAACGCAAACCACUCCCGUCUGGCGUAGAUUUGAAGAGACGUUCCAUCUAUUUCCGAUGUAUUCCGGAUGGGAAAGCCAAAGUAGUCUUCGCUUUACACACCGACCGAAAUCCCCGGAUUUUUCGGGGAUAAAUGGUAAACAAUCAUGGAAAAUAACAAAAGCGAUCCUGCAUGUUUACCGAAAGAAAUACUUGAUAUCACCUGGUCGAACACCUCAGAAGAGAGACUGAAAGAAGCAUACAAAGUCUGGGCUGAUACCUACGAUAAAUGGGCCAAUGGUACACAACAAGACUCCUCCCCAGGCUAUGUCGGACACAUCAGUUGUGCAGAGACUUUCAAUACGGCUGCGAGUGAAGUUUAUGGUGACAUUGAGAAGAAGAACCUGAAGCUGUUGGAUCUGGGCUGUGGCACUGGAUUGCUGGGACAAAUCCUGAAGGAGAAGUACGGGUUUGAAAAUAUGGUGGGACUAGACUUGUCUGAAGAAAUGUUGGCAAAAGCCAGAGAGAAAGGAAUCUACAAACGCUUGAUUUGUUCAUACGUGACAAACAAAAGGGUUGCUGAUAUAGAAAAUGCUGAAUAUGACGGCAUAUUAGCAGCAGGAGUGUUUACCCCUGGACAAAUAAAGCCCUCUGUGUUUGACGAGAUUCUACGAUGGAUAAAACCAGGUGGAAUUAUUUGCUUCACCUGUCGCUCUGACGCGUAUGAAAGCGAAGAAUACAGUUACAAAGACAAAUUUGAAAGCUUGGAGAUUCAGGAGCGAUGGGAAUCGAUUUCUAAGUCAGAUAGCGAUUACUAUGGUGAUCAAACACACUCGGAACGUAGAUCUUUAAGAGCUCGUAUGCUGGUAUACAGAAUAUUGCCCUUUUAGUUGGCUUUGGCUCUUUUUUUUUUAAAUUUAUUUAUUUGAUGCACAACAUGUUACAACACUACUUAAACUAUACUACUUAUAAAGCAAUACUUAUACUAUACAGCAC
Molecule: messenger RNA, 1348 nt
Organism: Orbicella faveolata
Lineage: Eukaryota; Metazoa; Cnidaria; Anthozoa; Scleractinia; Merulinidae
Source: RefSeq, a predicted model, not a curated record